UCCGCCCCGCUCGGAAAGUACGCGCAGAUCCCCUACGCGAUACCCCAAUUGAAGAAGAGAGGAAAAAGGAGAGCGAGCUCUGCGGCGGAGGAGCAUGUCCGGGCCGGGGGAGUACCAGGAGAUGGCCGCGUCGGUGCCGCCGGCGCUCAAGGCCAUCACGCUCACCCACGUCCGCUACCACCGGGGCGACAGGGUCGGCCUCUUCCUCGCGUGGGUCUCCCUCGUCCCCGUCUUCAUCAGCCUCGGCGGCUUCGUCUCCCACUUCAUGUUCCGCCGCGAGCUGCAGGGCAUCUGCUUCGCCGCGGGGCUCCUCGUCUCGCAGGUCCUCAACGAGCUCAUCAAGCACUCCGUCGCGCAGUCCCGCCCGGCCUCGUGCGAGCUGCUCGAGACCUGCGACUCCCACGGGUGGCCGUCAAGCCACGCGCAGUACACCUUCUUCUUCGCCACCUACCUCUCGCUCUUCGUGCUCCGGAGGUCGCCGGCGAGCCGCGUCAUGGCCGCCUUCACAUGGCCGCUCGCCUUCCUCACCAUGCUCUCCAGGGUGUACCUCGGAUACCACACCGUCCCGCAGGUUUUCGCAGGAGCAGUAGUCGGCCUUGUAUUUGGUGCUAUCUGGUACUGGUUCGCCAACACCAUUCUUGCUCAAUACUUCCCAAUGAUUGAGGAGAGCGCAAUUGGGAGGUGGUUUUAUAUCAAGGAUACUUCACAUAUUCAGGAUGUGCUCAAGUUUGAGUAUGAUAAUGCAAGGGCAGCAAGGAAGAAAGUUGCUACUGAUUGAGGAUUGCAGGUUUCUGCUGAUGGAUUAUACGCUUGGUCUAUCUCAGGGAGGGUAAGAACUUGUGUGGCAUGGCAAGAUGUUUGCUUCGUUGAAGUUGCACGUGAACCCAUGUACUCCUAGCUGCACUAUUAUUAGAAGAGAAGCCCAUUGAAGUUGUGGUGUUUUUUUUCCUGGCCAUAAGCCAUUGUUCUUAUUAACCCCAGACCCUUGUAUUAUUUUGGCGAUGAGUUGAUUUUCAUUUACAUUUGGACAAAGACCACAGUAUUUUUGUACUUGACUGGAGUAUAUCUGUGCCAUAUAUUGUUCACAUA
This is a messenger RNA of Hordeum vulgare subsp. vulgare (domesticated barley), 1089 nucleotides long. RefSeq names its product lipid phosphate phosphatase gamma. Gene Ontology annotation, molecular function: dolichyldiphosphatase activity. Bases 95 to 778 code for a protein of 227 amino acids. NCBI's taxonomy places the organism in Eukaryota, Viridiplantae, Streptophyta, Magnoliopsida, Poales, Poaceae. Gene Ontology annotation, biological process: protein N-linked glycosylation; lipid biosynthetic process. The record is from RefSeq and is a predicted model, not a curated record. Gene Ontology annotation, cellular component: intracellular membrane-bounded organelle; endoplasmic reticulum membrane. The transcript has 3 exons.